This is a messenger RNA of Ixodes scapularis (black-legged tick), 543 nucleotides long. RefSeq names its product protein Mpv17-like. Gene Ontology annotation, cellular component: cytoplasm; membrane. The coding region runs from base 1 to 543 and encodes 180 amino acids. NCBI's taxonomy places the organism in Eukaryota, Metazoa, Arthropoda, Arachnida, Ixodida, Ixodidae. The record is from RefSeq and is a predicted model, not a curated record. The transcript has a single exon.
AUGAGACGUGUCAUCUCCUUCUACGCGAGGCUUCUGCAGAGCCAUCCGAUAAAAACGCAAAGCGUGACGGCGGGUACCAUCAUGCUCGCGGGCGACCUGACUGCACAGAAACUCAUUGAGCGGAAAAAAACCAUCGACGUCCACAGAGCGGCAGGCGCCGUCUUCCUCGGGAUCUGCUACAGCGGUCCGUUCCUGGUGGCCUGGUACGCCGCUCUGGACCGAUGGCUUGUUCUUGGCAGCGGGACUUCAGCGACCGUCAAGCAAGUUAUCCUGGACCAGCUGCUUUGCACUCCGGUUUACUUAUUAGGCUUCAUGGGACUCAGGGGUGUCUUCCAAGGACAUCAGUGGUCCAAGAUCAAGGAGGACGUGAAGACCAAGUACGCGUACGUCUUGGCGACCAGCUACGUGAUUUGGCCGGCGGCCAUGGCCAUCAACUUUCGUUACGUGCCGCUCCAUUACCGCGUUGUGUUCUCCGGCUCUGUGGCCUUUGUGUGGGGCACCUGUCUCUCAUACAAGCUGAACACCGCCACGCCAGCUGUGUGA